Molecule: messenger RNA, 2113 nt
Organism: Diachasmimorpha longicaudata
Lineage: Eukaryota; Metazoa; Arthropoda; Insecta; Hymenoptera; Braconidae
Product: U3 small nucleolar ribonucleoprotein protein MPP10
Exons: 3
Coding region: 142-2073 (643 amino acids)
Biological process (GO): rRNA processing
Cellular component (GO): nucleus; small-subunit processome; Mpp10 complex
Source: RefSeq, a predicted model, not a curated record
UCGGUUAUAGACAUCCCUAGAUUGUGUUCCAGGCGCGGUUUGUUUCCGAAAGUCUCAAUAACACGAGUGUGUACAUGUGGUCUAACCUGAAUGAAAGUUGUGAAAACAAUUUGUUAAUUUGUAAGGAGUUACAAAGCGAAUAUGAAUACUUUGGAAAAUGUGAUUCAGGUAGUCGGAAGCAACACGAAGAAAGCUGAAAAUUAUUUAAGUGUACAAAACAACGUAGCUCUACAAUUUCAACAAUCUACAAAACUUCUGUACGACUUCACAAAAAAUGAGGCCAACCGUAAAACAGCAGCUCUUCCUGAGCUCGUUAUUCAGGACUUCGAUGAUGAACAAAUUUGGCAACAAUUGGAAAUCCAAAACGACGCAGAGUUGGCCCAUUUUCUCACUGGAGUCUCUCGAGUCCUAGCAGGGGCCAAUCAAUUGACAUUGCCUGUCAGUUUAUCCAAGCCGGAAGAAACAUCGACUACAGAAAAUAUACAUUCAGAUGAGGAUGCUGAAGAUGAAGAGGAAGCGGAAGAAAGACUUGAACAAAACGGAUCGGACAGCGAUGAUAUGGAUUUGGAUAUCGACGUGGACGGUAACUUGAACAAACCCAAGACCGUCAGAAAGGUGUCGAAGAAACCAUCGAUUGUUGACGAUAAAUUCUUUAAGCUAGAAGAGCUGGAUGAAUACCUGACGAAAGAGGAGAAAAAAAUAUCCAAAGUCAAUCCGAAUUCCGAUGAAUCUGAUGAAUGUGAGGAUGAACCUGUGGAUUUAUUCAACGAUGAUUCAGAAAUGGAAGAUGAUGACGACGAUGAGGCCAAAAUGGUGAAGUAUGCAGGUUUUUUCGACAGUCCAGAGAGCGAUAAUGAGCAUGAACCCACUCAUGAUGACACUAACGAAUCACUUGGUCAUUCAGAUCUCGAAAAUGAGCAGAAUGAUGAGGAUCAAGCGCCUCUGAAACGUAAAGCCCUUGAAAAGGGAGACAAAUCCGGGGAGAAAAGGGUGAAGUUUAAUUUAUCGAAUGACUCUGAUGAGUCAGAUAGUGUUGAACCGGCAAAGGGAGAUGAUGAAGGGCCAACAUCAACGUUGGAGGCGCGACAGGAGAGAUUGCAGAAACGUAUAAAGGAAUUAGAAGAUCAGGCGCUGACGGAAAAACCUUGGCAAUUAAGGGGAGAAAUUACUGGACCGAAUCGUCCUCAAAAUUCCCUGUUAGAGGAGUUCGUUGAAUUUGACAUUACCGCUCGUCCAGCUCCGGUCAUAACUGAGCAGACGUCACUGAAGUUGGAGGACAUAAUCAAGCAGAGAAUUAAAGAUAAGGCUUGGGACGAUGUUGAGAAGAAAUUCAAACCCGUGGAAACGCCGUUGGAAUAUAAGAAAAAAUUAGUUAUGGAUCAGGAGAAGAGUCAGAAAAGUUUAGCUCAGAUUUACGAGGAUGCAUAUUUGAAGCAGAAAGAGGCGGCCAGUGGCAAGGUCGAAGAGAAGGAGGAAGAGGAGCCUAAAGAGCAUAAGGAAAUCAGGCAGUUAAUGCAUUCAUUGUUUACAAAACUCGAUGCUUUGUCAAACUUUCAUUAUACACCGAAAGCAGCUCAGCCGGAAAUUAAGAUCAUUAGUAAUAUUCCAGCAAUUAAUAUGGAGGAGGUGGCACCAGUUGCAAUGAGCGAUGCUGCGUUGUUGGCUCCUGAGGAAGUUAAAGACAACGCACGAGGCGACAUAAUUGGAAAAUCAGAGAGAAGCAAAACGGAUAUGAAGAGAGCAAGAAGAAAGAAGAAGAUAGCUCAGCACGAGAAGCAAAAGGCUAUUGAGAAGAAAAAAUCAACAUUGGGGGAUCUUCUUGAGACGAAGAAAAAUAAAUUGUUCAAGGGUAAAAAAUCGUCAAAGAUUGCCCAGGACUCCGCUCUGAAGAAAUUAACGAAGGACAGGAAUAUUUCAAUGAUCAACGAAGCUUCUCAAAGAGUUCCAAAAUCUUCUACAGCAUUCUUCACGCAAUUGCAAGAUGAAGUUUCGAGUCAUAUCAAAUCGAAAACUAGUAAACCAACGAAGAAGAAAGAAAAAACUACACAUUCUGCUAUUAAGCUAAAAUUAUAAAUUUUUAUACAUGAAUGAGAAUUAAAAAUUAUUAAAGAAA